Messenger RNA from Ixodes scapularis (black-legged tick), 855 nucleotides. RefSeq lists its product as uncharacterized. Lineage: Eukaryota; Metazoa; Arthropoda; Arachnida; Ixodida; Ixodidae. The record is from RefSeq and is a predicted model, not a curated record. The coding region runs from base 334 to 855 and encodes 173 amino acids. The transcript is spliced from 2 exons.
AGGGCGUUCCUCAAGUACCGUAGCACUCAACUUGCAGCCCAUCUUGCCAAGCUGAGCGAACUAACUGCACAUGUAAAAACCAGCAUUCAUACAGCCAAACAACAAUAUUUCCAGGCAUUUGAAGAGAGGGUGAAGAAUAAUCCAAAGGAGUUCUGGAGAUACGUGCGCAGCAAUGCCAAAAGUGAUAUCUCCGUUCCGCCGCUUAAUCACGAUGACAGUGUUGUACAAAGUGAUACCGAUAAGGCCCAGCUUUUGAAUUCAUUUUUUUAUUCCGUGUUUAACCCGCCUGCACAGCGGGAUGUUUCUUUCGAUGCGCCCUUUGUGACUAAUGAGAUGCCUCCGAUCACACUCCAAGUGGAAGGGAUUAGAAAGCUUUUAAAUGAACUUGAUCUGGAAGCAAGGCUAGACGACCUUGAAAAUCGGUGCCGCAGGACAAACUUGGUUUUUUUUGGCAUACCUGAUGACACAGUGCGAGAGUCAUGGGAGGAGUCAGAAACUCUUGUUAGACGCAUCUGUAAAGGUGACCUAGAUAUUGAUGUCACCUCAAUACAAAGGGCCCACCGUUUAGGUACUUUCAAGGAACGUAGCUGUCGGCCGAUUAUAGCAAGUUUUCGAAAUUGGAAAGAACGUGACAACAUCAUGCGCAACGCCUUUAAAUUCAAAAACUCUGCUUACAGCGUUUCCGAGGAUUUCAGUGCUCUUGUCAGAGAAAAAAGGCGCAAGCUAUGGGACUAUUUCAAAGAUAAACGACAAGAUAAGAACAACAAAGUAUAUCUUACCUACGACAAGCUCGUUAUCAACGGAGACGCGUACGCCUGGGAUUUCGAACAAAGCAUGCCUGUACUCGUUCGUUAA